GUCUCCCAAGAAAGCAAAAAAGAAGGCAGAUGGAGGUUCAAAUGUUUUCUCCAUGUUUGAUCAAAGCCAAAUACAGGAAUUUAAAGAGGCCUUCACCAUUAUGGACCAGAACAGAGAUGGCUUCAUUGAUAAAGGAGACCUGAGAGACACAUUCGCUGCUCUGGGGAGGAUCAAUGUGAAAUCUGAAGAGCUUGAAGACAUGGUUAAGGAAGCACCUGGGCCUAUCAACUUUACUAUCUUCCUUACAAUGUUUGGAGAAAAACUGAAAGGCACAGACCCAGAAGAAACUAUUCUAAAUGCUUUCAAGAUUUUUGAUCCUGAUGGAAAAGGCCAUAUAAAAGCAGAUUACAUCAGGGAAAUGCUAACAACUCAAGCAGACAGAUUCAGCCAAGAAGAGAUCAGCCAGAUGUUCCAUGCCUUCCCCCCAGAUGUUGCUGGGAACUUGGAUUACAAGAAUCUAUGUUAUGUUAUCACCCAUGGUGAGGAGAAGGACCAGGAGUAG
Messenger RNA from Staurois parvus, 502 nucleotides. The record is from the annotation of a GenBank genome assembly. NCBI's taxonomy places the organism in Eukaryota, Metazoa, Chordata, Amphibia, Anura, Ranidae.